AUGAGGCUGGUCUCGCGGCUGGGCAGAGCCCUGAGAGCCUGGAGGAGCCGGUGCAAGAAGCGGGUUCUGUCACCGGGGACCAAGCGCAGGCCAGAGGAUCCAAACAAGGCCCAGGAGUUCGCCCGCAGCCUCGGUGGCCUCACCCUGGGCCUGGCUCUGGCCAGCAUUUAUGGGGCUCUGGUGCUGCUGGUGCAGGGCCACAAUGUCUGGUACUGCCUGAGCAUUACCAUCACCCUGGGAGCGGGGCUGGGGCUGGGCAUGGCCUUCUCCACCAAGAUACGGAGGAUUGUGCUGCUGGCACUGCCACACUUCUUCACCAAGGAGGGGAAGAUGAUGAUCAUGAUGCUGGUGCUGUGCCUGACCAUGCAAGGCCCCGGCACCAAUCUCCUGCACAACAUCUCCCAGGUCGCCAAGGCGCUGUCAUGUGGGGCUGAACUGGCCCAAAACCAGACGGCCGAGCGGCUGCAACGCGCCAAGGAGCCGCUGCUGAAUGUGCAGAAGAAGAUCAAGGAGCUUGGCCAGAACGCCAAGGUGGUGGGUGACCGAGUCCGUAAGUUUGUCCGCUCCAUCAUAGACUCCACCAGACACGUUGCCCGAGCCCUGCGCAACGUCUGGCUGUGGCUGGCGAGGGCUGGUAACAUCUGUAACCGUGAGCUGGGGUCACCCCAGAGCAGCUGCUUUCGCUACAUGGACAAAGCCAAGGACAGAUGUGAGCGUGCCCUCCCCCUCUUCUUCCACGUCUGCUAUGUUGUCCACAGCUUCAAGGUCCUCUGCCACGUAACCGGUGCUCUUGCUGCCAUGUUCUGCUCCAUCCCUCAGUACAUCCAGAAAUUCAUCCGGAUCAGUGUCACAGCUCCCCUCACGGAUGCCCUGAACCGUGUCCGUGCUGAGUUUGAGUUCAACAUCUCGGUUGUGCACCACUUCAGUGUCAACCUCAACGCCAGCAAGAGCCUGGGGGAGGUGUCUGCCGACAUGAUGGAGGCUGUGCAGCAGCACAUGGAGCCCUAUUACCAUGUCCUGGAGCUCUUCUCCUACAUCUCCAUCUUGGCCAUCCUCUACUUGUGCUACCAAGCGAUGCGGUACCAGCGCCGCUACCUGCGGGACGACACCUUUGACAACAUUUACAUCACGCGGCGCUUUGUGGAGCUGGACCUGCGGUGCGCAGAGGAGGGCAGACCCACCGUGCUGCCCCUGUCGGCGUGGGAGAGGGGCCGCUACAUCCCCCCAGGUGCGCUGUGGUUGUCAAAGAGGGAGCGACGCCAGUACGGGCUGCAGCUGUUUGGGUUCCUGCGGCACGUGCUGCUGGGGCUCAGCAUCAUCCUGGCUGACUACAGCAUCUUCUGGCUGCUUGACCUGUUCCGGCACCAGCUGAGCGCGGAGAUCAUCGCCAGGGCACCAUCGACGAUGAACAUCAGUGUCAAUGGGACGGGCUACACCAGUGAGAUCUUCCAGGAUCUGGUGUCUGCCUUCAACACGCUGCAGGAGGGCAAAGUCUCAGUGCUGUCCCAGGUCUGCCUCAUCGAGCCUGUGGAGCCCAACCACAGCACCUACAUCACCAUAGGAAUCCUGUACGGUGUCUGGCUCUUCAUCUGCAUCUUCGGUUCCUACAUGGCGCGCCUGCGCCGGGCAGUGUGUGCCGCCUACUUCCCAUCCCGUGAGCAGGAGCGCGUGGCCUUCCUCCACAAUAUCAUCCGGGCACGGCGGGAAUGGCUGAUAUUUGCCCUGCGCCAAGCUGGCACCCAGAACUUGGCUGACACUGGGAAAAGCAGGUUCUUCCUCAUCCUCAUCUCCAGGUUCCCUCUCCUUGUCCGCCUCGCUCGUUGCUUGGGCAUCCAGCACAAACACUGCCUGGUCUGUGGGACUGCAGAGCAGCCGGGUCUCAGCGCCUGCAUCACGCCUGGCUGCAAAGGGUUGUAUUGCAGCGAGUGCUACAGAGCCCUGAACAACACCUGCUCUGUCUGCAUGGCCCCCCUGAGCUACCCGGACUCUGGGGAUGAGGAGAUGGACUCCAGUGAUGAGGAGACACCAGAGCUGUGGCUGGGUGCUGUGCGGGCGCUGCGGGGCCAGGAGCGAGGGCGGCAGCUGCUGCAGCGCAUCAAGGACAUGAUAAAGGGCCAGAGACUCCCCUCCAGAACGGCCACCCUGCUGCAGGACCAGCUGGAGGAGGAGGAGAGCGAGGGGAUGCUCUCCAGGUGA
Messenger RNA from Pseudopodoces humilis (Tibetan ground-tit), 2196 nucleotides. The record is from RefSeq and is a predicted model, not a curated record. Lineage: Eukaryota; Metazoa; Chordata; Aves; Passeriformes; Paridae.